Populus trichocarpa (black cottonwood) is the source of this 1729-nucleotide messenger RNA. Its product is annotated as mediator of RNA polymerase II transcription subunit 19a. Gene Ontology annotation, biological process: positive regulation of transcription by RNA polymerase II. The transcript has 6 exons. Gene Ontology annotation, cellular component: mediator complex. Lineage: Eukaryota; Viridiplantae; Streptophyta; Magnoliopsida; Malpighiales; Salicaceae. The record is from RefSeq and is a predicted model, not a curated record. The coding region runs from base 990 to 1700 and encodes 236 amino acids. Gene Ontology annotation, molecular function: transcription factor binding; transcription coregulator activity.
UAAGAGUUUAACUACAGAAAUAGGAAAAGGAGUGAUUCGCUUUGCAAAAUAAAAAUGAGAAAACAUGACGGAUCAAAAACAACCAAAAUAAGUGCAAAAGCGACAGCAGAAAGACCACCCAAAGCUUGAAAGUCUUCUGGGAUAACUUCAAAUCAGUCCCCAUUCCACAGCCUCUUUCUCAAUUAAGUCCCCAAUCUGUACGUCUAUCCGUCCUCAACGCAUCCGUUAAUCAUCAACACAUUCCUAAAAUUAUUCAUACUCUUACAUAUGUUGUCUUUAUGAGCUGUUAACACCUUUUUUACAAUUUAUUUUUUUUCUUUUCCAAAAUUAAACUUUAACCAGAAAUAGUUUUAUUCGAGUUUAAUUAUUAUUUUAUUUUUUUAAUAUAAUUAAAUUUCAAACCUGGGAUCCAGGAUUAACUUUCUGGGUUGAGUAGAGUGUAGCAAUUAUGACCUAAUUGACAACAUGCUUGGGCAUAAAUGCAAACAGAAGGGCAGAUCGGGGAUUUGAUUUGUUAAAAAUACAUACUAGGGACCUAACGGAUAAAAAGGGUGUCUUCUGGGGACUAAUAUGAGCCUACCCAACCUUUCUAAGACUCCCAAAUCUAUUCGGGAAUAAAUCCCCUUCCCCUUUCAAUGCAAACCCUAAAAAGUACCCAAUUUCUCCAGCUAUAAAUAUAUUGUCUCACUCUCUCUCUAUCUCCUUCGCGAAUCUUCUCUGAUCCAUCAAAUUCACUCUAUCUUCUCUCUCUCUCCAAUUACCGCAAUUCGCUACUUGCGAUUCCCAAUCUCACAGCCAAGGAGUUACGGUUUUUGAAGCUGCUUGUUACCGAACUGAAAAGGAGCCGUCGUGGAGAAGACGAGAAGGAGAAGCAGAGGGGUUAUUGUAAAAUUACGUUUUUGCCCUUGUGAUCUCGAAGAGCACAGAUAAAAACGAAUUCUGGAUCCAUGCCAAAGUUGGUGGUUCACCUUCUCAUUAAACAUUGACCCAUGGAUCCAGAAAGCAAGAAGUUUGGAAGAGGACCAAGAGAGCUGACUGGUGCCGUUGAUCUUAUAAGUCACUUCAAAUUGUUGCCCCACCAUGAAUUUUUCUGCAAGAGGUCACUACCUUUGUCAAUUGCAGACACGCAUUAUCUUCACAAUGUGGUGGGAGACACUGAAAUAAGAAAAGGAGAAGGGAUGCAACUGGAUCAGCUUAUCCAGAAUACCUCCAGAGAUAGUAAUGCACACAUAGAGCCCUUUGACCUAGAUGUACUUAGGGAGGCCUUCCAACUGAAGGAAACUACUCCUAUAGAUUUGCCUUCUGCAGAGAAGGGGACUCCUACCAUAGCCGGGAAAUCAAAAGUUGAGUCCAAGGACAAGGAUAGGAAGCAUAAAAAACACAAAGAAAGAGAUAAGGAGAAGGAGAAGGAGAAGGAGCACAAGAAACGUAAACACCGUCAUAAAGAUAAAGAUCGAAGUAAAGACAAAGACAAGGAGAAGAAGAAGGAUAGAAGUGGACAUCAUGAUUCUGGUGCUGACCAUUCCAAAAAACACCACGAUAAGAAAAGGAAGCAUGAUGGAGAUGAAGAUCUCAAUGAUGUGCACAAGCACAAAAAAAAAAGAAUGCAUCAGACCACACGACGUGCUCCUGUGCAAAUGCAUUUGCUAUUAUCAUGCAGAAACCUGAACACAUCUGCAGCUACUCUUCCAUUUUUCUAGCAAAGCAUGGACGGGAGCUUGUGUUUUCC